UUGAGUGCUCGACGGUGAAGAACGAAGUCGGUGAGGUGGGAAACGCUCAAGCGUGUUAGUUUGUGUGCAUUCACCUGAUGCAGAUGUUACAGUGGAUGAUGUUAGCUAUUGAUCUUUGUAGCAUUAUUCCAAACUAUGGCUAGCUAUUUUCUAACUUUCCAACCCGAAUCUUGAAAACAAGCAAGCUGACGAAAGCUAAUUGUUAGCUGGCUAACUGUUAGCCAGUUGCAUUUCGCACCGAGCCCGGGGAAUUUGGAAAACAUUGACUGAAGAAGCAGACAAGCAGGCUACAGGCGUAGGAACUACAGGGUGAGAGAUGUGGGACCAGGGUGGACAGCCCUGGCCGCAAUGGCCUAUGAACCAGCAGCAGUGGAUGCAGUCCUUCCAGCACCAGCAAGAUCCAAGUCAAGUGGACUGGGCAGCACUGGCCCAGGCCUGGAUUGCUCAGAAAGAGUCUACAGGCCCUACAGUAGACCAGCAGAACAUUCAUCCUAAUGGACAGGACAUCCCUGGCAUGGAUCCUGUGAUGCCCAAUAACCAUGGCUCCUUCCAGGGCGACGCCAAUUUUGGCAGAAUGUGGCAACCUGAAUGGGGGAUGCACGGUCAGCCCCCUCCUCCUCCCCCCAUAGACCAGGUGUGGAUCCCCCCAGGGACAGGACCUAUGGGGACUGGACCUAUGGAUGUGGUGGCUCCCUCUGAGGACAGCACCAGCCAGGACAGUCUGGAGUUCUCUGAAGGCCACCACAGGGUCUACCCCCAGAACAGCCACGGCUUCGGGGGUCAGCCCGACAACUACGCCAUGAACCCAAUGGCCAUAAACCAGUUUGAUUAUCAGCAUGGGGCGGUUGCCACAGGGUUCCACCCUCCAUACUGGCAGCAGGGCCCUCCACAGAACAGACGGGACAGGCCCCCUGGCUUUAGGGACCGCCAGAGAUCCCCCGUCCAGAUCCCCAAACAAGAUGCUCCUGCUGCCGCCCUCGCUUUCCCAGGCACGCAGGAAAACAGGCACACACACACAGCAUCCAAUGACCUGGCUCUCCUGUCAGAUGCUGUGAAGAGGCGCACCUUGCCGGCCUGGAUCCGAGAGGGCCUGGAGAAGAUGGACAGGGAGAAACAGAAGAAGCUGGAGAAGGAGCGCAUGGAGAAACAGCGUGCCGAAAUGGCUAAAGAUGAAGACAAAGAGAGCGACGCGGUGGACGAGGGCGGCGAUGGGCCUCGUUUACCCCGCAAGAGUAAAUUUGACAGUGAUGAUGAAGAGGGUGAUGAGGAGGAGAGGGAAGAUGAGGACCGGGUCCUGACCAGGAAGCAGGAGCUGGCCAGCAGGAGCCCGUCACCUCUCCCGGAGGACCAGAGCGAACCAGAGAUGACUGAGGAGGAGAGAGAGGUCCAGCUGAUGAUUGUGACUAAAACUCUGCUGACGGAAAUCCUACUGGAGGUCACCAACGAAGAGAUCCAAACUGUGGCCAAAGAGACGCACCGCAAAGCCACCAAAGCGCCUGCCAAACAGCUGGCACAGUCAAGUGCACUGACUUCUCUGAUCGGCAUUGGUGGACUUGGCGACUAUGGCUCGGACUUGAGUGAGGACGAGGAGGAGCACAGCGCCCAGGCGUCCGAGUCCUCCGACACGGACGAGGAGGAGCUGCACCACCGUAUCCGGGAGAAGAUAGACGCCUUCCGACGUAAGGAGAGGGAGCUGCAGGAGAGACAAGCGCAGGAGGCGCAGCACGCACGUGAAGAGAUGUCACUGGACAGAGUGAGCAGAGAGAGGGGGGAUUAUGACGAGGGCCAGUUAGAGAGCCUCCACAAACAGGAAGUGAGAGAGAGGGAGGUGGAACCCACAGCAGAGAGACGCAGGUCCCGCAGUGAGCCUGAGGUUAGCAACGAGGUCAGGCAGGUGGGUCGGGGUAAGGAGCGUGGCAUAGUGCGAGGCACCAGCGGUUCCCCCAGCAACGGACGCAGCAGCAGCUCCAGCUCCAGCAGUGCCAGCAGCCAAUCGUCUUCCUUCUCCUCAUCAUCCUCAGCCUCCUCACGCUCCUCUUCGCGCUCCUCCUCGCCCCGGAGGAAGAGGAGGCGCAGCCGCUCCUCCUCGCACAGGGCCCGCGGUGGCGGCCGGCGCAGCCACAGUCGCGGCUCCCACAGACGUCACGGGGAGCGCAGCGGCGACAAGGCCCGGGAGAGGAGGAAGGGCAGUCGGAACCACAGCGCAGAGCGCUCUGCCCGCCACCGGAACCGCAGCCACUCGAGAGAGCGAAGGGUCAGCAGGGGAGGCAAGAGCAGGUCCAAGGACAGGGCCAGCCGCAGCAAGAGCAGGGACAAGGAGAGGGACAGAGACAGGAAGAGGAGCAGGGAGCGCAGGGACAGCCGCAGCAAGAGCAGGGACAAGGAGAGGGACAGAGACCGGAAGAGGAGCAGGGAGCGCAGGGACAGUCACAGCAGCAAGCACAAGCAGAAAGCCUCCAGCAAGGAUAGGGACAGGAAGAAAGACCGUAGCGGCAGCCACGACAAGAAGGAGAAAGAGAAGAAGAAGGAGAAGGAGAAAGAGUCAGAUAGGAAGAAGGAGAGGCAGAAAGCCAAAGAGAAAGAGCGGGAAAAGGAGAAGGGGAAGGAAAAGGAGAGGGGGAAGGAGAAAGAGAGGGAUAGGGAGGUGAGCUCUGUGGUGGCGGAGGAGAGCAACGGAAAAUCCAAGAAAAGGAAAGAGAGCAGCGAUCACACAGACCCUCAGGGUGACAAGCACUCCCGUCAGGAUAGCAAGGCUAGCAAGAAGGGCUCUGCCAAAUCUAGCAAGAGGUACUCCGACUCGGAGUCGAGUAGGUCCCCCACCCCCGAGCUUAGCAAGGAAAAGAAGUUCAAGAAAUCCAAACGUAGUCGCUCAAGAUCAACGGAAAAAUGUCACAAGUCUGGUAAGAAGGCAAGCCGCAAAAACAAGUCUAAGUCACGAUCAAGGUCCACGUCUCCCGCCAGGCGUAGGCGUUGAGGAGCGCAGGGCUCCCUGAUCUGUGCACUUACGUUUAAAUUCCAUGAGUUUAACAGGCUUGUCUCAUUAUAGAGGCAAUGGUGUAGGUGAACUCUCCACUCCCCCCAACCUUCUAUCUUUGUAAAUAUGUUAUUUUUAAGGGCAAGUCGGCAAACAGGACAUUUUGAAUGCUAGGUUUUUGCCUUCUAUCAUGCAAAGCUCGGAGGCUUUGUAGUCAGUAGAAUCUUGGAAAGAUGUGUCAUUUUAAAAAGCUUAACAGGAUAAACGUAUUAAUGUAAAUUGUUGAUUAAAACUGAAAUGAUCCCUUG
This is a messenger RNA of Salvelinus namaycush (lake trout), 3282 nucleotides long. RefSeq names its product PNN-interacting serine/arginine-rich protein (gene pnisr). The transcript is spliced from 12 exons. NCBI's taxonomy places the organism in Eukaryota, Metazoa, Chordata, Actinopteri, Salmoniformes, Salmonidae. Gene Ontology annotation, cellular component: nuclear speck; presynaptic active zone. The record is from RefSeq and is a predicted model, not a curated record. Gene Ontology annotation, molecular function: RNA binding. The coding region runs from base 317 to 2974 and encodes 885 amino acids.